AUGAAGGAAAAAAAAAGAUGGUCAAGAAUCGCACGAAAAUUACCGGGCCGCACUGAUAACGAGAUCAAGAACUACUGGAGGAGCCACAUGAGAAAAAUGGGUCAACAAAAAAAGAAGGCCCAAUCAUCCAACUCAUCAUCCUCAGACAGCGCGGACGUCAAACGGGCUUCCAAUGGGCCCAGUUUGGGUUUGGGCUUGGGACUUGAAGAAAGCGUGGAUGGUUACUCUAUGGAAGAAAUAUGGAAAGACAUCGAGUUGUCCGAGGGGAGCAGCACGCUGAGUGGUGGUGCCACGUGGGAUUUUUGUGGGGCCGAGUCUUUGUGGUCCGUUGAUGAUGAGGACCACAGCCGGAUGCUGAUGCAGCAAAUGGAUAAGAACAGAAACAAGGAGGAUAAUUUGAAAAUAGCCAGAUCGAAGAGGAUAAUUGAGCUAAACAGCAGGAAGAAAACAAAUCCUAAGAAGGAACUGGAACUCCAAAGGGAGAAGAAACCCUAA
Molecule: messenger RNA, 495 nt
Organism: Striga asiatica
Lineage: Eukaryota; Viridiplantae; Streptophyta; Magnoliopsida; Lamiales; Orobanchaceae
Source: the annotation of a GenBank genome assembly